GGAUUUUUCUGUUUACUCGAGUUCUGGCUCCGCCCGGAAAGGCGCAUGCCAGGCCGCCGCCGCCGCUGCUGCUGGCGCUGGUGGAGGACGAGGUGCUGCACCCUUUGUUCGUCCUUUUGGUUUCCGUUCGUUCGUUCGUUCGUGUCGUUGCCGUUUGCAUUUGAGCCCAAAAGUCCAGCGUUCCUGCCUAUCCGAGACCAACACGCCCCAGAGGGCACGUCUAGAUUGGCUACUGAGCCCUGUCCAUGUCAAGCUCCCGCUCACAUACCACAUUGCCCAUUUCACACAUCACACACGCGCGCCUCAAUGCCUUACAGACCCAUCAACUUCGAUGCCCAUUCCAUUCAAUAUCGCAUACCAAACCACCUAGACUCGGCUACACACACCCCUCAAGCCUGCCCCGGCAAAGUACCUCGUUCCAAAGCCCCUGCCAAUCGAUGGACUGAGCCAUUGUGAACGCCGCUCAGAAAACUCGGCCAAACCCGCCUCCCCGGGCCCUCGUCCGUCGCUGGGCGUCGUCAAGCUCUUGCACGGUGCCUCGUUUAUUUUUUAUUAGUUUCCCCUAGCCCCGGAGCCUUUCUUCAACCAUCACCACACCCCCUCCCCGGCCGCAAAAUUACACUCCUCUGUUCUGCAUUGCGUCUGCUGCUGGCACCCGCCGCUCGCUUGGACCAGACACCACACAAAGAGCCAGCACGCCAGAUUCCCGUGUCACAGGUUCACCUUCGCGGCUCCAUCGCCUCACCAACUUCCCCGCAUGACCUGGCCAUAACGAUUACCUAAAAACACAAACAUUUUACUCAAUAGAAAGGCUGCCUUUCCACCCCCCCUUGGCCGCCUCGCACAUCGGACGAGAAAACGAGAGCACCCGGCGCCUGCUUGCAACAGGUCAACCAUCCGUCACGCCAACUGUCACGUCAAAGCUCCAUCCUCGUCCUCUGUGUCCCGGCCAUCUGUGUGUUCCACCGUCCAGGUACAUACCCUGCUCCGGAAGUGAGGCCAGGGCCCCUGCCGCCAGCCCGCUGAGCAGCACCACUUGGGACCGUUCCCAUUCCACAAGCGGCCUGGGGAUUAUUACCAAACCAAAAAGAAAAAAGCUGUGCCCUUCUUUGCGUCCAAUGGAAACGCCCCCGGCCCCGCAUGGAGCGGGAGUUGCCAGCUCCAGCAGUCUGAAGCCCACGCUCUCUUCCAACUACAAAACCAUGGCCACCGACUCGUCCAGGCACACCAGCCCCGAGAGGGCUGGCCGCACCUCCUUCUCGUCCAUCAGAGAGAACGACGAAGACCUGGCACAGACCUUCACUGCCUCCAAGCGCCCCGUCCUCUGCCGCCCGUGGCAACAUGAUCGAGGCCCAGUACUUCCCUCCCGUCACCCAGCCCGGAAGCAGGCUCCAUGGAAACUGGUUCCCUGCCAACGGCUUCAAGGGGUGGAAGCAGAUCAAUGUCAAGGGAAAGCUUGCCAGCAAGAGCUUUGGUGAUCUGCAGGUGCUCAACGUUGCUUGGCACGCCACGCCCACACCACAGCCCACACCCAAGCGACGAAAUGGAGCGAGGAGCCCUGGAGAUGCACCCAUCGAGAGGCUCCCGGUCGAGCUGCUGACUGCCAUCAUCAACCUGCUCGUGCUGGAUAUCCCGCCCAACGGGCUCGAGAGGCGCAACAUCGACCUGAUGUCACUGCUUCUCACGUCCAAGACGCUCCACACCGCGACACUGAGCUCGCUCUACAACAGGAUCACCAUCCCCCACUCGAGGAUCUUCCAGAAGUUUCUCUCUCACGUGAACUCACACCCCUCGCUGGGCACCAUCGUGCGCCGCAUUGACUUCUCACACUUUAACCCCUCCACCCUCUUCUCGACGGCAUCUGAGCGAUCGCAGGCGAGGAACCUCACAUCCGAGACGCUGCGACAGUGCCUCGAGCUCACCCCGCUCUUGCAGGAGUUCUUGGCUCAGGAAUACAUCGACGAUGACCUCGACGCGGCCGUGCUCCGCAAGCUAUUCUUUGGGCUCGAUAGGCUGCAGGCCCUCGACUUUUGCGGCUGCUCGUCGGCCUUGUUCAAGACGGCAUUCGCCGAGGUGGUGUCCAACAAGGACGACUGGCCGGUCGCCCUCACCGUCAAGCGUCUGUCCCUUCACAAGUGCAUGACGCUCCCGGCAACGGUCUUGGACACACUGAUGCCACGGCUCACGAGGCUGACGCACCUGGACGUGGCCGGCACGCGCAUCACGGACGAUGCGCUCUGGAGCAUCCCCGCCACGGCUCGGAUCACCCACCUCAACCUCGCCAAGUGCAAGCUCCUGUCCGCCCCGAGGGUGAUCGAGUUCAUCCGCUCACACCCGGCAGUCGCCGAAAGCCUCGAGUUCCUGAGCCUGGCGACGGACGCGCGGAGCCACGAGCUAUUUGACGAGCAGCACCUCAACGAGCUGAUCCCGAUCCUGCCCAAGACGCUCAAGUCGCUAAGCCUCAAGGGCAGCAAGAUGAACGCAUCGCACAUCGACCUGCUCCUGCCGCUGACCAAGCACCUCGAGGAGCUGGCGCUCGGCCGGUCGCUCAAGCUGCGCGACGUGCAGCGCCUCUUCAUCCCGCAGGCCCGGCCGGGGACGCCCGGGUCGGACGGGGACGUGGACAUGACGGGCGAGGACGCCGAGAUCGCGGCGCAGCUGGCGUGGGUGCCGCACACGGUGCGGUAUCUGGACCUGUCGGACAUGUGGGGUGGCGAGCUGGACGCGUCGACGCUCUUCAACGACUCGGUGCUGCUGCAGUCGGUGACGGAGCCGCUGGGCGUGGUCGAGUUCUCGGCCGACGUGUUCAAGAAGGUGCGCAAGUCGACGGGGGCGCUGGCGCGCUACCGCUGGCGCGUGUCCGAGAUCCACGUCCGGUCGUGGCUGGUGCGCGAGGGCGGCGACAACGAGGACGACAACGGCGCGCGCCACUGGAAGAUGGGCGCCCGCUACUGGGGCAUGCGCAAGGUGCCCGUCGCCAAGGCCGAGGUCGGCGGCAUGUACGGGUCGUACAUGUUUGGCCGCACCAUCUGAGCCUGGUCGGCAUGCCUUGCGCGGGCCUGUCUCUACUCGCAUUCUGUUUCAAUAUUUCGCUUCUUGUUCAACCCCUUUUGGUUCUUUCUCUUUCCCCUUUCAAGCUCUUUUAAUGCGUGUUGGAAAAGUCUCAUCUCUUGAGAUUGCUUUCUGGUUUGGCGUUCCUGGACAUGGAAAGAACGAUGCUUUGGUUUCUUGCCUGUUUUCCUCUUUUCUUCUCACACCUUUUUUCUCUUUCUCCGCAUUUUCCUCAUCUUGCAUCCCCAUGGAGUUUUGCUACGCGACCACUCUCCUUGUUGAGGAGCCCUGAGCGGUUUUAAAAGUUGGGAUGAUUCGGGAAAAUCACGUUGGGUUUAUUGAGCGUUGCAGCACCUUCGGCACCAUUCGUGAACGGGAGAGGGCAUCAAUCAGCUUUAAGACAAGAAUAAGCGUAUACCCUUUCUAGGCUUUACUUUCUACCAUGACUUUAUCUCGAAUCGGCGAUGGCUUUCAUGCAGUUGUUCCUCUCGGGCUUGCGACAUCGAUGUUUAGCCCUAGUAGUACAGUGCCUUUCAAUAGCAUCUAAAUUUAAAUCACCCGCAGGACAUUCAUGAACACACUCUGAUCGCCCGCGAUGUAGCGGCUGUAUAUGUAACUAUGUAGGUACCUACUUAUCAGGACUACAUUUCCACACCAGUUGAGGAGUAGUGGAGGCGUGGUCGUGAUGCAACGCCAACCUGCGGCUCGUUCUUGAGCUUGCAUAAACGGAGAAAACUUGUCGUUGUGGAGCUCGGACCUUUAGGCUAUUUUAGGACGCCGAAGGCUGCCGAAAGCCGACAGAAUUAGUGACGAUACUGUGGCUCAA
Messenger RNA from Gaeumannomyces tritici R3-111a-1, 3877 nucleotides. RefSeq lists its product as hypothetical. Bases 1342 to 3033 code for a protein of 563 amino acids. Lineage: Eukaryota; Fungi; Ascomycota; Sordariomycetes; Magnaporthales; Magnaporthaceae. The transcript has 3 exons. The record is from RefSeq and is a predicted model, not a curated record.